GCCCUUCUGAGGUUAUAACUGUGACGUCAUGAUUGACAGCCGUAUUGGCCAAUCAGCGUGCUCACAAUCAAUGACGCUGCUCGUGAUUGGUCGAACGGGUGAAUGGGCGGGAACAGGAGCCCCUGGCUCCACUUCCCGACAUGGCUCCAAACAUCCAAGAUGGCAGCGGCUGUAUGUGAGCUGUUUGGCUUCGUGUUAGUGCAGCUGGAGGAAGUGACGCGCGUUGUUCUUCCUCGGCUCUUGUUAUUGAAGCAGAGUGUGAGCUUUAACCUCCGCAGCUCACCGGCCGCGUGACAGGUUCCGUCCUGUGCGGUGUGAAGACAAGAUGUCGGAGCAGACUCUGGAGUACUUGAUGAGCCGGGGUCACAUACAAAGGAGGGACGCUGCUGAGGUCAGCUGGUCUCACGCUGUGAACAGCCGCAGCCGGCUGACGGAAGCUCUCACGGGUCACACUCACAUGCUCGAGGCCGACGUCAUCAUCAGAGGUCAUGACCCCAGAGAGCCGAUCAUGGCGCACCCCCCUGACACAGACAGCGACAUCACACUGAAGGAGUGGCUGCAGGCAGUGAAGGCGCAGGACAAGGGGAUCAAGCUGGACUUCAAGAGCCUGGACGCGGUGUCUCCAUCUGUCCACCUGCUGCAGGACGAGCUGGACCAGCUGAGCCGUCCCGUGUGGAUCAACGCAGACAUCCUGUCAGGUCCUGGGGGACAGGUCAGACCUCUGGAGCCUCAGGCCUUCCUGUCUGCUGCCACAGCUCUCCCGUCUCACACUGUGCUGUCUCUGGGCUGGACCACAGGGUGGACUGCAGGGACAGACAGCCCAGGGUACAGCUGGGACAUGGUGCGUGUGAUGGAGGAGCUGUGCAGGGGUCUCGAACACCCGGUCACCUUCCCAGUGCGCGCCGCUCUCCUCUCCCAGUCCUUCUCCGAGCUCAGCUGGCUGCUGCAGCAGUCACACAGGUACUCUCUCACAGUGUGGACCGCACAGAGGGACGAGUACUCGCUGCAGGACUUCCUGUCCUACAGGAGACAGCUGGACGUCAGCAGGAUCUACUACGACCUGCCGGACCCUCAGAGGACAGAGCUCAGUGAGACAUCACAAGACGACAGCUGAGAGUCUGCAGCACAGAGGGACAUGUCUCAUCUGACAGACUGAAGUGGAGACAGGAGAGUGGAACUGUCUCUGGUCCACCUGCCCUCUGGUCCAUCUAGUCCCUCUGUCCUC
Molecule: messenger RNA, 1225 nt
Organism: Epinephelus lanceolatus (giant grouper)
Lineage: Eukaryota; Metazoa; Chordata; Actinopteri; Perciformes; Serranidae
Gene: fam151b
Product: family with sequence similarity 151 member B
Source: RefSeq, a predicted model, not a curated record